Plasmodium inui San Antonio 1 is the source of this 7647-nucleotide messenger RNA. RefSeq lists its product as hypothetical. The record is from RefSeq and is a predicted model, not a curated record. Lineage: Eukaryota; Apicomplexa; Aconoidasida; Haemosporida; Plasmodiidae. Gene Ontology annotation, molecular function: protein binding. Bases 1 to 7647 code for a protein of 2548 amino acids. The transcript has a single exon.
AUGUCCUCAAAUGGCAUCAUGAACGGGUGCAGUCAAAAUGGAAAAACGAAUUUCAGCGUGAAUUUCGUGAAUAGGAAAUUUUCGCCCCUAAGUGGAAAACGUGACGAGGGAGACAGCUCCAACUUUGAGGAUGGACGAAGAACACAUGGAGUAGACCGCUUAUCCAAUAACAUCACACCGGGGGGGGCCUUGGACGGGGAAAUAAUUGCACAGAACGGUGAACAGAACUUUAACAACCAUACGAAUGAGCUUCUUCAUCCUCAACAUUUACAGGAAACUAAUCUUAUUAAUAGGAAGGAGGAACAUGCGAGGCAAAACGCAAAGUUAAAUUGGGGGUACCCAUUCAAAUGGAACAAAACAGAGAAUGAUCCAUGUGGAGAAAAUCCAAGGGCAGAAGAAGCGAAGGCAGAGAAAUCAGGGGGCGUCUUUCCCCAAAUGGCAAAUGAAUACAAUUCAAAUGAAGCUAAAACGACAACCGGUAAUGGCAAUAUUUCGCCAAGUAACACAGAUCGGUCAAAUUCCACUGUUGAGAAAAUUUACCUGAACAGGGCAGGCGAAAUGGAAGAAAAAAAAAAAAAAAAAUCGAGCAUAUCGAAUGUUUUAAACGGUAAUGCCAAAAAUUGGAGUAACGUAAUGAAUGGCAUAGAAUGUAGAAGGUUGAUGCCAAAUGGAGUGGAGAGCAGUCACCCUGAUGAAGCUAAAAAAUCGCGAGGCGUGGAAGAUAUUUCCCCACUCAGCGCUAACAAGCUUAGCGGAAAAAUAACGCUCAUUGGAAGUGGCGAAAAUGAUGUGUCCAUCGAGACAUCUCACAGGAAACAACUUUUACAAAGGGGAAGGCAAACGAACACACACGAAAUAGCCAUUCCGUUUUUCACAUCCCCCAUUCCAAAGCCUGAGUGGAAAAGCGACAAAUGCAUAGACCAUCUAAAUGGCCACUCCUCCGUUGUCAGUCACACACAAAAUGAUGGACAGCACCCAUUUUACAUGGUCAAAGGGGAAUUCUCCGCCCUGAAAAAAAGGAAUGAAAAUAUAUUGCUCAGCGACAGGGAGGAGGUGAUAUAUUUGAACAAUCGGAAUGGGGGAUUCCAGGACGUGGCGGGGAAAAUAGCAAGAAUGACCAAAAGGAGUAGCGUAAGGAGUAACGAAAGGUGCAGCGUAAGGAGUAACGAAAGGUGCAGCGUAAGGAGUAACGAAAGGUGUAGCGUAAGGAGUAACGAAAGGAGUAGUGAACGGAGUAGCGAACGGAGUAGCGAACGGAGUAGCGAACGAAGUAGCACAGUCGAUGACGUAGACGAUGUGGUCAGGAAUAGGCCGAGCGGUGAAUCAAACCGUGCUCUCCACACCGUAGACAGUGGAGAUAUUAAUCUCCUUCCUCCAAAUGACUGGAACGAUCUGAUGAGCAAACGGGGAAAGGGGCAAAACAAUCCACCGAGAAACUGCCCCGACGUUUACACCAACGGAAAUCUGACACAUAGCGAAAGAGGCUACUCACUUAGCAGCGAUAAGAAACAGCAAAGUUUUAUGAACCACGUAAGAAGAGACGGUCACGAAGAGGCCAUUGUCUACGACAUGAAGGAAGAGCAAACAUUUGGUGAUUCGAGUGAUAGAAAGGAAAGGGGCCUCACCGGGAAGGAAAGUAUCCCCACCUGUGUGAAUCCAUUUAACGCACCGAAGCAUGUUGCAAAAGCUGCGCCUGAAUUGAGAAGAAAUCUUGUAGGCCAGAACGGCUUCCUCUCACGCAACGAUGUGGUAAAGACGACGGAGAAUGACAUGACAAGAAAAGACAACACAGCUGAAUGUUUAUCAAGCGUGCAUACCAACUGGGGCACCAGUGAGGGAACCUAUAGAUCGAAUGAGGAAGACAAAAUUGUGAAUGCGAAAGGAAGCAAAAAAGACGGAAUGAAAAGGGCCCCACAUGACUGCAUUACUUACCUUCUGAACACCCAAAGUGGGAGCCGAGAAAAUGGGUUCUUAUUAAGCCAUUCGUUUGGAGAAGAAAAAAGCUCAGACGAAAUUAACCGCCUAAAUGGAUCCAAACGAGAUGGGUGUGUACCCGCUAUGGAAGGAAAGGAUAAAUUGGACAAUACGAAUGAGACACAUAUUUGGGGAGAGUUAAGUUGGUCGCGAUGCCUGCAUCAGGGGAACGAACACCCUCUGUGUGCCUCCCAAAACGAUAGCAGCUUUAACCAAAUGAAUGGAACUUCCCAGGGGGAGGAAGAUAACGACAUGUGUCACUCCGUGUGUGAAGAAACAUCUAAAACAAAUGAGAAAUCAACUCAGAGAAGUUGCUUUCCCCUCUCUCAUCAGAAGACUCCCCCUCUACAGACAAAGAGAGAGAAGUAUCAAUAUGGUGAAGUCAGCACGGAGAAAACACCCGCAGAAGAUAAAUCCAUUUUUAAUUACCACGCCGAUUGGAUGAACCGUUUAGAGAAAGGCAGGGACAAAAUGACCAACGGGGAAAGGUACAACAUGGGCAGCGUCUACAAAGAGGGUGCAUUGACGAAUAAGAAUGACUGGCUAGAGAACAACCUGCAUAGGAAUCACCCCCUUUUUCACCCCCCCGGAAAGAGGUGCCCAUCGGUAGCUACACCUAACGUGGACACAGCGGGGAAGUUGCCGCACUUGGCGAAGGACGGAAACGCACACACACGCAUUGACAGAGGAGGGCCUGAAGAAGUAAUGAAAAACGAGGACAUUAAAGAAGAAAAUAAAAAACAAUUUUUUGGAUACGCUCAAAUGGUUCAUCCUUUUCCGGGGGAACAGACAAAGGAGCAGUGCUAUGCCCGUCACGAUGUGAGUCUAAUAGCUGACCCGUUAAGUAGAAAACGAGUGGCCCCCAAAUGGCAAUGUCAAAACACGGAGGAAAAAAACAGAAAGUGUAAUCAAAUCGGUGCAGAAGAACUGAGCACCGAGGAAAAGAAAAAAUCUCCUCAGGACAACUCUCCUUUUUUUUCGAAUCGAAAUGGGCCACAUACUGAGAGCGCUCCUAAUGCAAAGGAAGAGCAUACUUAUGGAGACGUCUCAAAAUGGGAAGAGGCCAACCGGAACGAAAUGGAAAACCUAUCCAAAUGGAUUUCUAACCCAAAUAACCUCCAAGGAGGACUUCAUUUUGGACACAUCCACUCCAUUCACGGGAGUGGGCAAAGCUUGAAAAGGGGGAGGGAAGAAAUUUUAAAUCGAAAAAUGGCUAGCCAGCUAGCCAAUGGGGUACACCCAACUGGUUAUAACAACAACCUCGUUCUUGGAAGAAAUUCUCACGUGACCCCACACAUGAGUGGAUUUUCUGAUCCCACUCCUCUGAGGGGAGUUUUCUCCGGGGUGACCCCUUCUUCCAUUUGGAGAAGAGCCACUGACCAGGUGAGGACAGGCAGGCUCAUCCCCGUCGGAGAAGAAUAUAUGAGCAGCAGUCCCAAUGAAACAGUCUACGACGAUGUGAGGAGAAUGUGCGGGGAAGCCUACAACCAGGAAGGACGGAAUAGUCAUACGGGGAACAGCAACGACACUCCUAAUGCACUGCGAGGAAAUAAUCCUCCGCACGGCGCAUACUCCAUAGGGAGUAACGAAGAAAGAAGAGACAUCCGCAGUGGUGCAAAUGUAGACUACCUGAACAAUUCAGGCGAAAAAGGAGAGGGUGUCCCCAAAUCGGAAAUUAAGCAUGGACGCAGUUUGUGCGAUGAGGCGGGUGAACCGGGCGAAGCGGACGACGCAGAUGACGCGGCUGAUCCAGCUGAUGAGGAAGUUUGCAGAUUGAUGGAAGCUCUCCCGUUCGGGAGAGACAAAAAGGAGGUCGCUGAAGAGCGUGAGGAAGGAAGAAAAGACAGGCAUGUCCAUAUUGAUGGUGAGUCAGUCGUACAUGCAUAUGCAGAGAGACGCGAUUAUGACGCUUUACGGGGUGAGCAAGACCUUCUAGAAGGAAUGAAAGAACAACAGGGCCGUGCCGCCCCUAAUCCGAACGACCACUACAGGUGGAAGCUGUGCCAUGUAAGAUACCCAGAAGAUAUCAACUUUACGAAGGCCUUUUUCUUUACCUUCCAAAAUGACAUAUACAUUUAUGGGGCACGCAAAAAUAACUUCGUCAUUCCGGAUCUGCUGUUUCGGAUUCGCGAGAAUGAAAUCGAAUCUGUGCACACUAGGGGGACCGCUCCGAAGCUGUAUGUGAAGGUUUACUUUGCCAUCGAGGAGGGGGACAUGAGCGGCACGGUUCGCAGUGUUGCCGGUGUUAGCGGCAUGCCAAACGGUGGAUGCCUUAAUGUGAGUGGUAUUGCCCAACCGACCAAAAGCUUCUACAUCUGGGGGGCCAACGAAAAGAGGCAACUGGACCUGUACACUGUGUACAGACUAGACUUGUGCCGCCUCGAAUGGCAGGAGAUAAAAAUCACCUAUAACAGAAAUCUGAACGUAUGGAGGGAGGAUUUCUCCCUCAUACUGAUAAAGGAUUGUCUGUACAUGUACGGAGGAGUUGUCUUCAAAGAUGGAGAGUGGAUCUGCUGUGACGAAUUAUGGAUGUGCGACACGGGCAGGAGGAAGUGGCAGAUGAUAACUCUGGGGGGAGGCACCCAUGAGAACGACACUACUCAGAAGGGGGCAAAUUCAUUUUUCAUUUUUCCCCGAAGCGACGUGGAUAAACUUCUUACCAAUUCGGGAAAAUCAUCUUCAAAGGGUAGCCUUCUUGAGGAGGGGAAGAGGGAUGCAAAUAACAAAGGAACGGAUGCAGAGGGGGAAGUAAGUCCUAGCAAGUCCACUGCCACACCUUAUGAGGAGAAGGAACCCAGCAGAAGAGCAGGCCACCUCUGCGUUGUGCACAAAAAUAGGAUGUACAUUCACGGUGGAACUAAUAUGACCGAAGAAAAAUCCGAUUUCUACUUUUUCGAUCUGGCAAAAAAUAAAUGGUUCGAGGUUGUUCCACAUGGAGAGAUCGUCCCCUCCAAGAGGUAUGGCCACUCCGGAAUUGUGAUAAAAAACAAACUGUAUAUGUAUGGUGGGUUCACAAAAAAGCUCAAUGGGAGGAACUGCCUCAACAACGAUAUAUUCGAGUAUGACUUCCUGAAGAAUACAUGGAGGCAGGUCUUCACCAUUGGAGAUUUAAUUUAUCUAAAACGUUGUCUUAAUGGAAAGGAAAAGGAAUAUUACCUUCGAUUUGUGAAGUUGCUUGUGAUGAGAAGGUACUACAAGGGUGCUAGUAGAAGCCGUUUUCCAGACGUGGGUGCCGAUAAAUCGCUGAGUGGCAUCUCCCCUGGGGACUGGACCCAAAAUGGAAGAGAAGAAGGGCAAGCCAAUGGGAAGAAGAAAGACGCUGCUAAGUUUGCACUUGGUAAGGAACACCCACAUACGAAGCUGCAUGCAAACUUCCUACACAUCGAAGAAACUCCCCCUUACAGUGAAGCCAUCAUCCCGCACAACAUUUUCCGAAACAGGUGCCUCUACUUUAAUGGCUCUCUGUACCUCCUCGGGGGAUGCGGGCUCGACAAUCAUUUCGAGAGAAGCCAGGAGAACAACUUCUUCCUCCACUAUGAAAGUGUCUUUAAAAUGAAAAUUGAACAAUCCUAUGUGCGAUGCUUUGCACAUUAUCUCUCCCACAUGGAUGCAUUUUUUGGGGACCUCAUAGCGAAGGAGGAGAUGGCGCUACAUCAGUGGCUGCAACGGGGAGGAAACGUAAAAGAGGACACUGCUUCUCAGCAUCUGACAACUACGCACAAGGACUUACAUCACUUGUGGAGCCAACUGAAUGGAGACAAAGGGACUUUCAUCACCUCAGGGGGAUCAUACCCGAAGGAUCUACCGUCUGCUAUUAACCAAAUUGAUCAUAUGUUAAGAGAAAUUUCGACCGGUUUGCUGUGUUCGAAAGUUAACGAGGAGAACAACCUCGAGGGGGGGCACAUGAGCGAAGGCACAUCGACAGAAGGGAUGGUGGUACACUCAGCACUGACCAACGGAGAACUAACGAACUGUGCGGAGAAGACGAACCAAACAAACCACUUGGGAGAGGCCUUUCCGCUCUGCCAAAGGGAAAAAAUGUUCCAACUGCUUACCUGGCUGAUCGACCUAUAUCACAGUGAUGUCUGCGCUGAUGAAAUUGUCACUGCUAACGAGGGGGGGCAGUGCCAUGUGUCGAACCUUUUGCUGGAAAAGGGGCCUGCUGUGGGGCUAGAAUCGGACUGCGCUUCGCCUGAUUUGUUCGCAAAAGGUGGGACAGACGAGAUUGGCAGUUUGGACGUGGGAGCUUCUAACGUGAGCACUUCUAGUACGCGCGGCGAGGUGGGAAGCCGCCCGAGGGAAAAUAAGCAGGGGGAACCGCGUCCCUCUGCCAACUCGAAGGAGGCCACAAAUGCUCACGCAGAGGACGCACAGAGCGGGAGACCCCCUCGCACAGCAGAAGCUGCUAAAGAACGGGGUCUAAGUGGAGAGUGUUUCCAAGAAAGUAACUUGCCGUCUGAUCGAUUUGGAAAAAGGGACAGAGGGAGAUGUAUUGCACCCCUUGACGAAGCAUCGAAAGUUGAUUCUCUGGAGGGCUGCCCCUGUGGAGAGCUCCCCACACCAUCGCGUGAUGCGCGUGAUGCGCACUAUGACAGCGCCGACAGAAGCGGCCAAAAGAGCACCCAGAGCAGCAAUGGGGAGAGAAACGAAAGAAAAAGAGUACAACCAAGGAAUCACUUCCCAGAGGGGCAUAAAGAAGGCGUCCGGUCUGUCCUCCCCGAGGAAGAGCACAAUCCGAAAGACCAACAUGUGUGUGAUGAGAACGAUCUGCGUUUUAGCGAAGGUGACAGAUGGGGUGACCAUUUUGAGGUGCAGAAGGAAGUUAUUAGUUUAGGGGCAGACGAAUUCUCCAGGCACCUCCGCGGCAACACAUACCUCAUCUCAGAUUAUCUCCCCGACAGCAAUCACAUAUAUCUGAACAUGGACAAGUCAAUCAUCUACAAUUACCUGCAACACUUUAACGACCUCACAGAUGACAGAUAUUCCAUUAAAAUGAAAAUCAGGAGAAACGAGAUUUAUAAGCUUAUUUACACAUACACGAAAAGUGUCGAGAUUCAGAAUAGUGUAUGCUUUAAGAUGCUAGAGAGGUUGGAAGGUCAGGCUAGGCAGCUGCUUGCUGGAAAGGAACAUGAUACAGAUGGGGCAAAUCGAAGGAGAAGUGGUGCAGAGUACUUCGCGUCAGAUGAAGGAGAAGAAUCCAGUAAGAAGCAGCACCUCCCAUUCAGCGAAGACAACUUCGAGUCGCUGCAAAACGAACACGGACACUUAAAAAAAAAAAUGAAAUACUUUUGCAACAUGGCCAAUAUAUACUCCAUAAAAAUUAACAAGCUAAUUUUGUACAUCAGGAUUUUGGAGCAGAAAUAUGAAUACGUGAUGAACUGCUUGCUCAAGUUGAAGUCAGUUCUGUUUAGGGGGGACAUUCCGAGGGAGGCGUGCAGACGUUUAGACGACCAUUUGGAGGACCAUUUGGCAGGUCACCUGGGCGACAACCACGCAGACCACCUCGGCCACCAGUGCGGGGAUCACCUGGAUGACCACUUGGGGAGAUUCUUCGCCGAAGAUACCUUCUUUGUGCAUGAGCAGAAUGGCCAUUUUUCCAGCUGCGAUUAUGGGAAGCGCGCAAGUGAUGAUGGCAAAGAUGGUGGGCAGCUCAAUUUGGGGAGUUACCUCUGA